AACGAAAGCUGAACACACGCAGCGGGAGGCGAAGCGCGCGGGAGGGCGAGAGCAAGAGCGAUCAGCAUGGAGGCGGGCCGGAGCUGGAGCAUCGACAGCUUCCUCAACGAGCACUUCGACAUCCCCGCCAAGAACCCGCCCGGCGAGGCCCGCCUCCGAUGGCGCCGCGCCGUCGGCCUCGUCGUCCGCAACCGCCGCCGCCGCUUCCGCAUGUUCUCCAGCCUCCACCCCGUCGACGACGCCCAGCGCCGCAAGAUCCUGGGAAAAGUUCAGGUUGUAAUUAAUGUGCACAGAGCAGCGCUUCAAUUCAUCGAUGGUGUAAGACGGUACCCCCUAUCCAACGAGCUUAUCAAAGAGGGAUUUUGUAUCAGCCCAGAUGAACUGGCAGCAAUUACCGGCAUGCGUGAGGAUCCUGCAAUCUUCAAGACGCAUGGUGGAAUGAAUGGAAUAUGUAGGAAAAUCAAAGCCUCAUUGGAAGAUGGUAUCAACGAAACUGAAAUAGAAACCAGGCAAAAACUGUACGGCACUAACAAGCAUGCUGAGAAGCCUCCAAGAAGCUUCUGGAUGUUUGUCUGGGAUGCAUUGCAUGACUUGACGCUGAUUAUUCUAAUGGUUUGUGCUGUUGUUUCUCUAGUGGUUGGCCUUGCCACCGAGGGGUGGCCAAUGGGUAUCUAUGAUGGCCUUGGCAUAAUACUCAGUAUUUUGUUGGUGGUACUGGUUACAGCAUCCAGUGACUACAAGCAGUCACGGAAGUUCAUGGAGCUGGACCGUGAGAAACAGAAGAUAUAUGCCCGUGUCACCAGAGAUAGGCAAACCAAGAAGGUAUUGAUUCAUGAUUUGGUUGUUGGUGACAUCUUGCAUCUUUCAAUAGGUGAUGUUGUUCCUGCAGAUGGCUUGUUCGUCUCUGGAUACUGCUUAGUGGUAGAUGAAUCUAGCUUGUCAGGUGAGAGUGAACCAGUCCAUGUUUCUGAAGAAAAGCCGUUUCUUCAUGCUGGGAGUAAAGUGCAAGAUGGAACAGCCAAGAUGCUUGUUACUGCCGUUGGUAUGCGUACUGAAUGGGGCAAAAUCAUGGAUACUCUUAAUGACGAUGGGGUUGAUGAAACUCCUUUGCAAGUUAAGCUUAAUGGUGUGGCCACAAUAAUAGGACAGAUCGGGCUGGUGUUUGCUAUUCUCACAUUUCUGGUACUUCUAGUGAGGUUACUGAUUGACAAGGGAAUGCAUGUUGGAUUAUUGAAUUGGUCAGCAAAUGAUGCACUGACAAUAGUUAACUACUUUGCUAUUGCAGUGACAAUCAUUGUGGUCGCAGUUCCUGAGGGUCUACCACUGGCUGUGACUCUUAGUCUAGCGUUUGCCAUGAAAAAGCUGAUGAAUGACAAAGCACUAGUGAGGCAUCUUGCAGCAUGUGAAACCAUGGGUUCAGCAACUUGUAUUUGCACUGAUAAGACAGGAACUCUGACGACCAACCACAUGAUUGUUGAUAAGGUUUGGAUCAGUGAGGUAUCUAAGUCUGUCAAUGGUGCUACAAAUAUUAAUAAGCUAAAGGCUGCAAUUUCAGAAAGUGUUAUGGAAAUACUUAUACAAGGACUAUUUGUGAACACUGGUUCUGAGGUGGUGAAGGGAGAUGAUGGCAAAAGAAAUAUCCUGGGCACACCAACUGAAGCAGCAUUGUUGGAGUUUGGCUUGAGCUUGCAAGGAGAUCUAUACGAUGAGUACAACAAGUUGGCAAGAGUAAGAGUAGAACCUUUCAAUUCAGUUAAGAAAAAGAUGUCUGUUUUAAUACAGUUACCUAACGGUGGCCUCCGGUCCUUCUGUAAAGGCGCAUCAGAAAUUAUUUUAGAGCAGUGUGAUACUGUCUUCAAUAGUGAAGGAAAUAUAAUACCGCUAUCAGAAAUACAGAAGCAAAAUGUUUUAGAUAUAAUCAAUUCAUUUGCUUCUGAGGCAUUAAGAACACUUUGCAUCGCGUUUAAGGAUCUGAAUGAAAUUUCUGACGAUCAAACUAUACCAGAGGAGGGCUACACACUAAUAGCACUUUUUGGUAUAAAGGAUCCAGUCCGUCCUGGUGUCAGGGAUGCAGUAAUGACCUGCAUGGCUGCUGGUAUUAAAGUAAGAAUGGUGACUGGAGACAACGUCAACACUGCUAAAGCUAUUGCCAAGGAAUGUGGAAUACUAACUGAGGAUGGAAUUGCGAUAGAAGGACGAGAGCUUCACGAUAAGAGCACAGAUGAGCUGAAGGAGCUCCUGCCUAAAAUUCAGGUAAUGGCCCGCUCCUUACCAAUGGACAAAUAUAAAUUGGUAACAAGCUUAAAAAGUAUGUAUCAAGAGGUGGUAGCAGUUACUGGUGAUGGAACCAAUGAUGCCCCUGCAUUGUGUGAGUCAGACAUUGGUCUGGCCAUGGGCAUUGCCGGCACUGAGGUUGCAAAAGAGAAUGCCGAUGUUAUAAUUAUGGAUGACAACUUCAGUACCAUUGUAAAUGUUGCUAGAUGGGGUCGAGCAGUUUACUUGAACAUUCAGAAGUUUGUGCAGUUCCAGCUUACGGUUAAUGUAGUGGCUCUGAUAGUGAAUUUCGUCUCAGCGUGUAUCAUAGGUACUGCACCACUUACUGCCGUCCAGUUGCUAUGGGUGAACAUGAUCAUGGAUACAUUAGGCGCCUUGGCCUUAGCCACAGAGCCACCUAAUGAUGAAAUGAUGAAGAGACCACCUGUGAGACGGGGACAUAGUUUUAUCACUCGGGUCAUGUGGAGGAAUAUUCUUGGGCAAGCUUUAUAUCAGCUCCUUGUACUUGGUACUCUCAUGUUUGCUGGAAAGAGGCUUCUUAACAUUGAAGGCCCGCAUGCUGAUAGAACCACCAAUACCCUCGUAUUCAACUCUUUCGUAUUUUGUCAGGUCUUCAACGAAAUAAACAGUAGGGAAAUGGAAAAGAUCAACGUGUUCAGAGGGAUAUUCAAAAACUGGAUCUUUAUCGGUGUAUUAUCAGCCACUGUCUUAUUCCAAGUGAUCAUAGUAGAGUUUCUUGGCACUUUUGCAAACACCGUGCCUCUGAGUUGGGAGCUCUGGUUGCUCAGUGCAAUUCUUGGCUCAGUUAGCAUGAUCGUCGCGGUGAUUCUCAAGUGCAUCCCUGUGGAAUCUAGGGAAACAGGCAAUAAGCCCCAUGGUUACGAGUUGAUUCCUGAAGAACCAGAAACUGUGUAGUUGUUGCUUUUCACCCUGUUGCUCCCAUGUUCACCAACCAAAUCUUUGGCAGUGGCUGGAAGCAGAUGCCUUGUCAGGAUUUCUUUCACAGUGAUUUUUGUUAUGGUAACCAGAAGAUUUGUAAUGGGAUUCAGCGUCGAUGGAGGAAGGGGACUGAAACGGCAGCGCGCAUAUUGCGAACAGGGAAAUCUUGAUUCCUCGGUGCGUUCUAGAAGUUUUCAAGGUUUCUUGCGAGUGUCUGCUGUUCUGGUCCGCUGCAUUUUUUGUUCAGCUGUAAAUCGAGUUGUAACUUAUUCUCAUGUUGAGAUGAAAUGUUAACAAGAGAGGUUUUGUUUGAUACGAACAUAAUUGUUCUGUUCAUCUAGUGCCAUUUUCUGCAUU
Setaria italica (foxtail millet) is the source of this 3570-nucleotide messenger RNA. Its product is annotated as probable calcium-transporting ATPase 6, plasma membrane-type. The transcript is spliced from 7 exons. Lineage: Eukaryota; Viridiplantae; Streptophyta; Magnoliopsida; Poales; Poaceae. Gene Ontology annotation, cellular component: intracellular membrane-bounded organelle; membrane. Gene Ontology annotation, molecular function: P-type calcium transporter activity; ATP binding; calmodulin binding. The coding region runs from base 67 to 3189 and encodes 1040 amino acids. The record is from RefSeq and is a predicted model, not a curated record. Gene Ontology annotation, biological process: calcium ion transmembrane transport.